Messenger RNA from Linum trigynum, 2514 nucleotides. The record is from the annotation of a GenBank genome assembly. NCBI's taxonomy places the organism in Eukaryota, Viridiplantae, Streptophyta, Magnoliopsida, Malpighiales, Linaceae.
CCGACACAAACUAGUUAUACCACCAAUCGCGCCAUUUCACUUACUAAACCAGUUAAACAACCUUAGUCAAUUCACUUGCUCGAUCGGACCAUAGACUAAACUGGGUUGACAACCUUAAGUAAGAGCCUAAAAUAAUUUUAAAGGCUCAAUUGCAAGUUUGGUCACUCGAAUUGCUACAAAAUUUCACGUUUGCCACUCAAAUGAAUUUAUUCCAUUUAUAGUCACUUAAAUUAGUUUAACAACCCAAGUUUGGUCACUGGCCGUUGGUCUCCGUUAACUUUUGCUGAUGUGGCGGUCAACUCUUAUAGUUGACCGCUAAAUACAUGACAUGCCUCCGAAGUCAAGGUUUCGAGGAAUGCCUUUGACUGUUUGGAGAUUGGAAGAAGAUCACCAGUCUUGGAGCAAACAAUAUGAAAUGGUGUUGAAGAAGACGUGGACAUCGUCAUCAUCAUCACUGUGUAAAUAUGACCUUGAGAAUUGUUCUGUAGUUGAUCUGCAUCCCGAGAAGCCCGAAAUCGUCUUCUUAGUCCACUUGGAUGAUGAUUCUCAUGUUGAUACUGUCUUGUCCUGCAAUUUGAGGAUGGGGACCGGAGAGCUAGAGUUCUUUUUCCGAACUAAAUUGCUAUAUACCUAGUUGGAGGGCGUUGCAGCCUUACAGUCUCUUGCUGGCCUACUCCAAUUCCAAAGUACGAGGACUUGCGAGGUCUCUACGAUGGAAGCCACGAUUCUUUGGUGCAGAACAACAACAGUUUUAACAACACUUCCCCUCAAUCAUAGCCAUAGGUAAUAAACUCGAGUUUACCUUUAUUCAUAGCCUCUCUUCUCUGCCAUUGUGUAUCUGCGUACAUCUCAUCCCGUUAUUCUUUCGAUUUCUUCUUUUAUGGGGCGUGGCUUCUAAUAUCUUGUAACCUGUCUCGUUUAUGUUGUGGGUCGGCAGCAUUACAGUCGAAGCGUCGUUGUGUUCGUAAGCAGAAGGUGGUGAAACGCUUGCGUCCUAAUCAGGAUCAAGGACGUACGUAGAAGAAAAUCAUCUCCGUGAAUCAAAGGGAAAGGAGCCUGAUCAAAUUGUUAGGUGCUGUUGGAUCGCUUGUGUUCUGUUCCAAGAUGACGAUGGAAGAAGAAUGCCUUGAUUGGAAAGGUAAAAAAGCAUGCCAGCAGUGUCUGGAAAUAUGGUAAGUGUACAGAGAUUUCACAGUUAGCUCUCAACUGGAACAUCAUCUUCUUGUUUACAGAUGUUGUGAGCGUGGAUCUUAUUCAAUCUCCUUGUAUACAGCUCUCCUUGUUCACAGUUAACUCAGAUAUCAGUGUUUCGAAUAUUGCAUUUAGAAUUUUAGUAUUGAACAUGCAUAAUUCUUAAGUCGGUAUUUAUUUUUUAGAAUUACCAUGAACCAAUCCUGUUCAAUAGGCGGACGAGACAGAAAAAAACACAUGCUCUCUACAUGAUUCAAAUCAAUAUACGGGUAAUAUUGCUAAUCAACAGGGAUCGAAUAAUUGUAUUAAUGAUUUUUGCUUCAUUAUUAUUGUAAAACUCUAAGUUAGUUUUCAUGAUCUAAACUUAACUUUAAAAAUGACAACUGAGAUUAAAUUUUUUAAAUUAUAGAUUGUAUCGGACGCUUAUUAUUAUUAUUUUUUUGAUGGAGUAUCGGACGCUUAUUUUGUUAUGCCCUAUACACCUGAUUUUUUUCUUCUAUCAAAACGAAAAUUAUAAAAAAAUUCAGCUAACUGAUUGAAUCAAAAGCUAGUACCAUUAUAAGUAAGUGUUGGCACUCUAUCUCUUGGGAGCAUAUCAGGUCAAUAACCUUUAUGGUGAGUAACCAUCAGUAAUCUGUCUACAUCUGCAUGCCAUCAGUAUCCCCUCUCCUGGAAAGUCUUUUAUAUUUUCCCCUUUAAUCUUUAAUGGACGAUUUCUCUCUCGUUUUAAGUUGAAAUUUUUUUUUUUUUUGCACAGAUAAAUCAAAUUAAAUGUGUUCUUUAAAAUGAUAUCCACUUUAAUAUAUUUUUAGUACAAAAAAAUUGAAUAAUUUUUUACCAGUCAUUACCAUAUGAUAUGCUCAUAUUUAAUACCAUAUGGUAAGAAAGCGUACCAUGAUGGUAUGAACAUACCAAUAUGGUAAGAAGGUUGAAUACAUGGUAGUAGGAGUAUACUAACUGUCAUUUACGACUUUCAUCAUUGUUUACCACAAGUUACCACCCACAUACCAUAGUGGUAAAGUAUGGUAAUUUUUGGUCCAGUAUUUUUUUCACCCAUAAAUUUGUAGAUCCAAUAAAUCAUGAUGAACUCGCUCCUUCUGAUCAAACGUUUUAAAAAACGACUUAAAAACGAAGAAGUUACCAUAUGAUAUGUAGUUGGUAAAAAAAUUUCUCUCGAAAUAUACAGAAAAUUGAUCUCAUUUUGUAGAACACAACGAACUCGUUCCAUGUGAGCAAAAAAAAAAAAAAAAAGAAAUCUGAGUUAAAACGAAGAAGAUAAGAGCCCAUUAUGAAAACUAGGGAAAAUAAAAUGCCUUUAAUUGA